Messenger RNA from Volvox carteri f. nagariensis, 6629 nucleotides. RefSeq names its product microtubule-associated protein Asp (gene asp). The transcript is spliced from 29 exons. The coding region runs from base 1 to 6027 and encodes 2008 amino acids. Gene Ontology annotation, molecular function: protein binding. Gene Ontology annotation, cellular component: spindle pole. Lineage: Eukaryota; Viridiplantae; Chlorophyta; Chlorophyceae; Chlamydomonadales; Volvocaceae. The record is from RefSeq and is a predicted model, not a curated record. Gene Ontology annotation, biological process: spindle organization; mitotic cell cycle; establishment of meiotic spindle localization.
AUGCCGAUGAAGGAUAAUGUGUGUAAACAGGUUUUGAUGCUAGAGAAACUACCAGCGGGCAUCUCUUUACAUGGCGAUAACGGGUGCAGCCUAGGCUCGGUCAGCGUCCCGCGCCGCAGCAGCAUGACUCUGCACGUCAGUUGGCGCCCAGACAGUGCCGCGGUAUUAAAUGAGACCCUGCGCUGGAGGAUGGCGGAGGGGCUUCGCCAAGCACGGCUGGAGGUUAGGCUGCAGGGUAUCGCAGCAUCAGAGCCACCGACAUCAGCUCGCAGCAGCCGGAACCUAAGCUCAGCUGCUGUAAAGCCUGCUGAUGCGCGGGGCCCAAACAAACAGCCGGCAGCAUCUUCCAGCACCUUCAAGGCACCGCCACGAACGCUCACGCUUUGCCGGCCCUCAAUGGCCGCGGCAGCGUCAGGAUUAACACAGGCACACACAGCUAUGCUCGAGGAGUCGCCAUUGUCUACUAGGCUCAUUGAGCCAGCGGGGUUCACCCCGCAAGCUCCCGCCCUAGCGGCCACGAAACCGUCACCGACGCCGCCAUCAGCCAGUCCCCAGCUAGCCGCAGGCGUCCGAGCUCAAAUGGCACGGCCAACUGCCACCACGCCGACCAGGAUAUGCAGCCUAGUGGAGCAAAGUAAGGCGCUUGACUUCCGCCGCGUUGGGUGCGUCGAAAGCAAGCGGGAGCGGGCUUUGAUUUCGUGGUUGAACAGACAUGUUGUACGGCGACUACUUGGAGAGGUCAGCGGAAAGGCAUAUGUGUACUUUAAACGAGACGAGGGUUUCGCCGCCAUGGCGUCGAAAAUUGAAUCCAAGAUAGCUGCUAAGCAGCUGACCAUCCGUGACGCGGAACAUACGCUUAGCGACGUCCGCAUGCGACAGCAAGCUCUGGACGUCCUGACGUCGUAUCACCCGUUCUGGCUGGCCGUGGGGCUACAGACAGUUUUGGGCCGGGCCCUUGUGCUUUCCCAUGGCAACAUGCUUGUCCUAAUGCGCACGGGCGGGGAGGUCCCAUCUUUCAUCCGGACACACUUAAUCGAGCACUUCCUCGCUGACCAGGACUUGGCUUCGCAAUUUCGUCACAUCGCGUUCAAGCAAGAUUAUUGGGAAGCUCUGGGUGCCAGGGUCCUCGGGCGUGUACUCUUGCUGGUCCUGCUUCUCGACCGGAUGGCGCAGCGACAUGACCUCCCUAGCGGGACUCCAUCACUGUUCCGACAAGACGCUAACAUCAAGUCGUCCGAGCAGGUAGCGCAAGAGUUCUUACAGCCGCGUCUCGCAGGCGCCGGAGACGUGCGCCACUCACUGCGCAUGAUGUCUUAUACCACGGGGUUUGUGCAGCAUGCACGGGAUGAGGCGGACUAUCGCGUACGUAAACCGCUGGACCUGCGUGACGGGACAAGGUUGGCCAAGCUCUUUGACAACCUGCGACGUCAAGAUGUCGCGCAGACGGGCAAUAGCUCCAAGCCUACACCAAACACGCAAGCGAACCAAUGCAGCGCGUCAGCCGCGCCGUGCAAUAGCCGCAUCCCGGCGCCAGGUGUGGACUUACUGCCCAGCAUGGCUUUCCCGCAAAACACUGGGAGGCCCAUGGAUGAGUCCCUGAUGCGCAACAAUUGCCUACGGCUCGUACGUGCGCUUCAGCAGCAUGGUAUAGGACUGCAGGGGCUGGCGCUUAAUGGAACAGUUGGACUACGGGAUCCGGGUCUAGAUGGGGUUGCCAAGCUGAUAGCGGACGGGAUCCUCCGCCUCGACCAGAAAAUUACUUUGGGUGUGCUCUGGCAGCUUGCUAUGCAUUAUAAGCUCCGGCGGCACGUGGAUGCUCGAUCACUUGAACGCGAGGCGGCAAGGCUGCGGCGUGCCACUGGGCAGGCAGCUGCUUUCGACGAAGCAGCUCUUUCGCGUUACUCUGACCCAGCGAGCCAGGCCCUACUGCAGUGGGUGCGGGUGGCAUGCGCGCCCUACGGUGUUAACGUCAAUGACUUCAGUUGGUCGCUGUCGGACGGUCGCGUCCUGUGUUACCUGGUUAACGCCUACAUGCCGGAACUCCUUCCGCGAGACAGCAUUACCUCCCUCGAAUUGCCGUCGAGCGCGGAUGAGAUGGCCCGUCUUACAGGCGGCACUGAAUACGUGAAGCUGGGGACCCUCUUGGCCAAUGGUACGAUGAUGUACGAUGGUACACUGAUGGCUAAGACGAGUCGAAUUUUCGACGCAGGCUGGGCCGCUGUGUACGAGAUGGGUGGUGCGAUUCACGAUGACGUCCUUGCGACCGCGUACAAGCGCAGCGUGGAAGCGAACUACGCGGCGGCACAUGCAGCCGGGGAGGCCCUGGGUGUUCCGGUGAUGUUGAGCGCUGAUGACUACCUGAACGAUGGACCGGACGAGCUGGCGGCAAUCCUGUAUGUGUCCCUCCUUGCCGAGGCGUUGCUCAAGCUCACCAGUGAACGGCGGGCUGCCUACGUAAUAAUGGAGUUUUUGCGGCGGCGGCUGAGCUGGCGGCCGAGCUAUAUGCACGCCUCCUUGGAGCAAUUUAAAGCCGCCAUGCGACAGCGCAGCGCAGUCCUCACUAUUCAAACGUUUUGGCGGAUGCGACAACAGCGUCACCAGUACAUGGCGCUCAGGAGGGCCGCCUGCAUAAUGCAGGCCUUCUCCCAUAGGUGGCUUGUCCAGAUGCGUCUUCGGAAGCAGAAGCACGCUACCAUCCUCCUGCAAGCGGCGUGGCGGGGGCACAUGGUUCGGUCCCGUCUGCAGCGGGAACGGCACGCAGUGAUUGCGAUACAAACUGCCUGGCGAGGUUAUACCGUGCGGCGGGACACCCAACGCUUGCUGAACGCUACCUUGAUCAUCCAGCGGCAUGUACGCAACUUUUUCGCACACAGCUGGCGUUCGCACAAGUGGCUCAUCGCUUUGCAGCAAAACGCAGCUCGGAAGAUUCAGGCGGCAUGGCGAGGCUACGUUGCACGCCGAUGCUUCCAACUUCUUCGAGCUUCAGCUCUGGUAGCGCAAACAUCGUGGCGCACGCGCAAGGCCUGCGAAAGGUACCACCUUCUCCGGCAAGCCAUACUCACCAUUCAGGCGGCAUGGCGGAUGCGACAGGCCUAUGUCCGGGGCCACCUUGCACGGCGUGAGGCCUUGACACGCUUGGAAAGCAUUGUGAGGAUCCAGGUGGCAUGGAGAGCUCUGCAGGCCCGCCGCCUUGCGGCAGCGUUGAGGCUCCAGGUCGACUUGUCCAUAGAAAAUCAUGCGGCCUGCAAGCUGCAAGCUGUUGUCCGUGGUCACCUGCUGAGACAGCAACUCUCUAUGCAUGUGAGGGCCGCGGUUGUCAUCCAGGCGUUCUGGCGUAUGGCAUCUGCUCGCCGCCAGCAUGAGGCCCUGUGUACGGCAGCCGUAACCAUCCAGACUGCCGUCAGAUGCCUAUACGUCCAGCAUCAUGCAGCUACAACAAUUCAGUGUUUUUGGCGGCGCCGCUCGGCGGUGCUCGAGUUGCGGACUGCUCGCAUGGCAGCUAUUGCAAUCCAGGCCGCUUGGCGAGCGCGGCGAGAGCGAAGUUGCUUCUUGGCGUGGGAAAGCACGCGGAAGGCCGCAAGUAUAGUACAAGGCAUAUGGCGCUGCACCGCAGCCCGCAGAGAAAUGGCGCGGCGAGCCGAAGCUUUUUACAGUGACCUGCGGCGACAACAGGAGGAGCGGCUGCUUGAGAUAGCACGGCACUUCAUGCUCAGGUCGGCAGCUGCGAAACGUAUUCAAGCCUGGUAUCGCGGACACUUAGCCCGAAAAACUUUUAACCCGAUAUGGAAGCGUUACAAGGAGCUGGCGUGCCAACAGCGGGCAGCGAUAGUGAUUCAAUCGGCCUGGCGUGGCUACGUUGUACACAUCAAGUACUGUAGGAUUCGUUGGGCAGUCGAAGUGAUUAACAGCAUACUUCUGCCCAUUUUCCGUGCUCGGCGGGAGUUAGCGCUGCUGCGCAGACUCCAUCGUGCACGGGUGCAAGCUGCCAUCACUUUGCAAAAAAGCAGUGCCAGACCCAAGGUGCAGGAGGCACGUUGUCGGCUGGAACAAGCCGCGAGGGAGGCACGAAAAGCGCCGCACCGCCACAUUGGGAACCGUACACGUGAGGCACUAGAUUCAUUACUACGGCCAAACAGGAAUCUUCCCCAGGUCCUCGCUGCUGUGGAGGUCUUGGAGGUUUCCACCCGAUAUAGCCGGGACUGCUGUAAGCUUAUUGCGCAGGACGAUGGUGUAACGGCAUUACUGCGGUUCGUGAGGUCGUGUAACCGCAGCAAGCCCCAUAUCGAUGUUCUCAUCCGCACCUUGGCAGCACUCCACAAUAUCUGCAGUUGCCCUUCAAUCAGGUAUGACACAUUCGUUCCGGACGUGUUUCACGCGGAAGAAUGCCUGGCGGUCCUCAGUGAACGGUUACAGUACUUCCGGGAUACUGAGGAAGUCUUCAACACAACGGUAACAUUACUACAGCGGUUAACAGCAACAGAGGACCUUGCAGCCAAUGUUCCGGCAGCGGUGCUGCGGCAUUGGGAAGGAAUACAUCAAGUCCUGUUCCGAAAGGCGGACAUCGAGAGGAAAUACCUUGAGCGGCUUGAAGGUCAGAAGGGCAGUGAUGUCUCUGCACGGGAAUCUGCGCGCAAGUUAGUAAUCGUGCAACAGCAAGUGCAGGCCUUGGAGGUGCUCAUAAGCCGGGCAUGCGACGCCGUAAAAGAUGAAGGGGCACUCGCGUCAGACUUGGCGAACGACCAAGACAAGGACGGGCCUUCCCGCAGGCUAGGGUUCGGAAAGCCCGGACCGUUGGUAGCAACCGGAACAAAUCAGGGAGUCCUCCCGAUACCGGGCCUUAAGAAUACCCUUGUGAAGAAUGUUGUUCAGCGCUUGGCAACGGGAGGAACGGCCACUGGAGCGGUUAGAACCGCGGGACACAGUGGUGGCGGGGCAAUAAGCUCGCCAGUGCAGCCAGGCAAGGGUCGCACCUUACCCAGGCGCAUGGACGCCCAGAAGAUGAGCGAACCCGUUGGACUCAGCAUGUCAUUAGACGACCUGAUUAAGAAACGGUCGCAAACGAGUAGAGGAGGGGUCCAGGCCAUUCGCGGAGGACGUGGAGGCGGUGGGCUCGGUGUACGCGCUGGUGGUGUAAGCAAAUUCUCGGAACGCAAAAGCAACGGAGCAAAACCUAGUGGGGAUUACUCCUGGCGCCAACAGCAGCAUACUCAACAGCAUCGGGCUCAGGGCUUUGGAGGCCGCCACGGCAUUCAGAAGGCAGGUUUUCAGCAACGGCGCGGUGGAUUCGGAGGCCGCGGUGGCUUUGGCGAGCGUCAGCAAUACAGCGGUGCGACGAGCAGUGUCCACACCUACUUGGACGACAACACUGGGAACGUUGUCGUUAAGCUCAAGGACACGGAAGUUGUGACCAUAUCACCUUCCGGGGUGAUCAUACUGACUACGGGUGGCUGGUUCACGCAAACAACCCUCGAUGUCAUGAACAAGGCCCUAGGGGUGCUGCAGAUCCGUGUCACGGCAACAGGUGAUGUCCGUGACGGGACAUGGCAAGUGGCCUAUGGGCCACACCUGCUUCGUUUCUACGACGGCAUUAUCCUGCACCCGAAGAAUCCCGCAACCGCUGCCCAGCGUGCCCCGAUGGUAUUGGCGGCCAUGAAUGGGGCGCCAGCCGCUACAGCUGGCGCUGGCGUUGGUGUUGGCGCUGCCAGCUAUGCCUCUGGCCUCAUGCUGCCAUCGACGGCCGCCGGCAUGGCGCCUGUCGGGACUAACCCGCUUGCGGCAUCGGCAGCUGCGGCAUCCACAGCAGCCGCUUUGGCGGCAGGGGUAAUGGCGCGCGCGCGAGCGGCAUUGGGUAUGGGCUCGUCGUCUGCCUUUGGCGGCAUGUCGGAUGUCGCGCCAACGCAACAGCAGCUGGCACUGGCUGCACUGGCGGCGCAGCAAAAUCAAGCCUUUUCGCUACAUAAUAUUACCGAUCACACGCCAACGGACUCCGAUGCCAUCAGGAGACUAAAGGCGCAAGGGCGCUUGUAAGGGUGAAAUGCUAUGGCUCGGCAGAACGUAUGGCUAGACAUCCGUGGUGUCGUACAUUGUGGCGCAGUGCUUGGAAGAACUGGUGUAACACAAAAUAGGCAGGGAACAUUCACCGUUGGGGACGGCUAAUAUUAUUAGAGAGCUGCGGCAUGGAGAGGGCGACGCAGUGCCACGGGACUAGGGUCGAGACUUUAUGUGGCAAAAUAUUGCUGGUCGCGAUGGUAAGGUUGCAAGCUUAUUUUGUUACAUACUAUUAGCUGUUGCAUCGUUACAUGCAUCGCGCGAUUGUUGUUACGUAACGGAGUUGCUAUGUCGGAGUGUUUAUGUAGUGGGUUAAUCAUUUGUCAACCACGUUACAUACACAGAGCAUGAGACGUGCAGUCUGUUCCAACCAAGGAUACGUAAUGCUGUUUGGCUUGGGAGGUAUUCAACUCGAUCAAGCAUCCGUUGACUCAUCCAACACUCAAAAAGCCCGUACAAAAACCUUGCGAGAUCUGCGACAAUCCAGUGCUUGCUAAUGUACAAAAUUGGUGACCUGGCGCCUGAAGCAACGCUGUUUUACCAGUCAUGUUUAAUUUGGCACCAGGCCUCCUGCACGGUAU